This is a messenger RNA of Leucoraja erinaceus (little skate), 2675 nucleotides long. It is a transcript of the gene stard3, whose product is annotated as StAR-related lipid transfer (START) domain containing 3. Gene Ontology annotation, molecular function: lipid binding. The record is from RefSeq and is a predicted model, not a curated record. Lineage: Eukaryota; Metazoa; Chordata; Chondrichthyes; Rajiformes; Rajidae.
UGUGUGUGUGAGUGUGUGUGUGUGUGUGUGAGAGUGUGUGUGUGUGAGUGUGUGAGUGUGUGUGAGUGUGUGUGAGUGUGUGUGUGAGAGAGUGUGUGUGUGUGUCAGUGGUCAGGCCCUAGCUGUCUUGCCCUUUCAGUCUCACUGCAGGCCUGUGUGAGAUUGAGUUUAUCUGUAGCUUAUUUACACAGUAUGUCGUGUAGUGAGCUUUGACCCUGGAAAGAUGCCCCAAUGUCAUUUUUAGUCAUUUAGUAUCCCUGCUUCCUCUUAUUUGACCAAUAGAUAGUGGAAGCUGUGUCAUGGGUUCCUCCCCAGUUGCCAGGAGCUUCUCGUUUACUUGCUUUCUGUUGUCUGUUUCACGAGGGGUUUGAGACUGAGCAGAGCAGCAUUGGGCAUCGCAGAUCUGAUCCUCUGGUCAAUUCAACCAUGACGAGCCAAGGAGGGAGGAUGGAUGGGUUGGAGCAGAGUCUGCCAGCAAUCGCCGGGAUCAACAACACCUACGGACAGUGCCAGACGAGCAUGGCUGCCCCGUACCCAGCGCUAGAGGAGAGGAAACCCAUCUCCCACGUGCGCAGAACCUUCUGCCUCUUUGUCACCUUCGACCUGCUGUUUGUUUCGCUUCUGUGGAUCAUUGAGUUGAACACAAAAGAUGGUAUUGAGAAAAGUCUGAAGGAUGAAAUCGUAUGUUAUGAUUUCAGAACUUCAUUUUUUGACAUUUUUUUCCUGGCUGUCUUUCGUUUCCUGGUCUUGCUGCUGUGUUAUGCCGUCCUGAGACUCCGGCACUGGUGGGCCAUUGCGGUCACCACUUUAAUCACCAGUGGCUUUCUCAUCGUGAAAGUCAUCCUCUUAAUACAGUUUCAGACCAGAGGGGCGUUUGGCUACGUGCUGCCCAUCGUCUCCUUCAUCCUCGUCUGGCUCGAGACCUGGUUUCUCGAUUUCAAAGUCUUAAUUCAAGAGGCAGAGGACGAGAGAUUGUUCCAGGCGCCACAGACGGUAUUCGGAGGCCCGAGCUUGCUCUACCCCAGCGCUGUGUCAGAGGGACAGUUCUACUCUCCACCAGAGUCUUUAGCAGGUUCUGAAGAUGAGCUGGAAGAGGAAGGUGCUGGGCGGGUCGCAGCCACACCUCAGGAGAAGGAGUACGUACGUCAGGGCCGAGAGGCCAUGGGGGUGCUGGAACAAAUACUACGGCAGGAGGAAUACUGGAAGCUGGAGAAAGAAGAUGGCACCGAUGCAGUUUACAGCUUUGAAAUCCCAUAUCACGGGAAGAGCUUCAUUCUAAAGGUGAGAAUGUCUGAGCUGUGUGGACAUGGCUGGUUAACCCAGGAGGUGAUCCUUCAGCCUCAGAAGAUGGCGAUGUGGAACCGGACUAUCGCUGCGUGCCAGGUUCUGCAGAGAGUUGAUGACAACACACUGGUCACCUACGACGUGUCUGCUGGAGCCGCGGGAGGGGUGAUAUCCGCCAGGGAUUUUGUGAACGUGCGGCGUAUCGAGAGGAGGAAGGAGAUGUACGUGUCGUCAGGCAUGUCGACCGUCCACGACUCCCGGCCCCCAGUGAAAAAGUACAUCAGGGGUGAGAAUGGGCCCGGUGGAUUUGUGGUGAUGAAGUCUGUCCGCAACCCCAGUGUCUGCACCUUCAUCUGGAUCUUGAACACAGACCUGAAGGGUCGGCUCCCAAGAUACCUGAUCCACCAGAGCCUGUCAGCCACCAUGCUGGAGUUCAUGUCUCACCUGCGGCAGCGAGUGCGGGGGAUGGGUGAGACAGUGCAUCAGUGACACCUCCCCCUCCCUCCCCCCCCUGAUGUCUGCAGAGUCCGAUCCCGCUGUUUGCGCAGGACCUGGCGUCUGCCAGCAGGGGCACUGCCCCAGGACCAAGGGUCAGCCAGACCACCGACUGACCCCCUCUCCCCAUCACAAGGAGAACAAAACCAUUGUGAUGCAGAGUGGGUCCAUCACUGUCCACAUGUUGCUGCUUGUGUUGGGGACAUCCCCAGUGUCGGGCCAGUGGACUUGCUCAGAGUCACUGCGGGUACUUGUUUUAAUCAGGAGCCAGUUUCCUGGCUCAGUGAGACCCCCAGUUCAGUGUGGGACCCCUGGUUCAGUGUGGGACCCCUGGUUCAGUGUGGGACCCCCAGUUCAGUGGGGGACCCCCAGUUCAGUGUGGGACCCCUGGUUCAGUGUGGGACCCCUGGUUCAGUGUGGGACCCCCAGUUCAGUGGGGGACCCCCAGUUCAGUGUGGGACCCCUGGUUCAGUGGGGGACCCCCAGUUCAGUGUGGGACCCCUGGUUCAGUGUGGGACCCCUGGUUCAGUGUGGGACCCCUAGUUCAGUGUGGGACCCCCUGGUUCAGUGUGGGACCCCCAGUUCAGUGUGGGGGACCCCUGGUCUCUGGUGCUGCGGGGCCAGCACUGCUUGCUGUCGGAGACCAGCUGUGGCUUUGUCUUUUAUGAAGCUGUGGACCAGGAGGAAUAAGUGGGCCACUCGGCCCCUCCAGCCUGUCCUGUCCAUUCAAGGAGACCAUCGGCCACCUUGAAUGUCUUGGGCAACCUGGGCAACACUGAACCUGACAGGUGACACAUGCCCACCCCCACCCCCACUGAACUUUCAGCCACAUGGCCGUUUUGUUGACCUUCUAUGUACUUGCUUUUGUGUGAAGUAAAAAUCUGUUUGAUAAAGAA